AUGGACUCAAGUGAAGAUGAAAGUAGUGGAACACCAAGUAUUUUAGCUGACGAUGCAUCUGAAGAUGAAUAUUUGCCAUCAUUCUCAGAAGUAUCCAGUGAAGAAGACGUAGAUGAUCCCAAUUCGUUGAUGACCGCCAUAGAUGACGGCAAUGAAGCAGCUGUGGAAGGGAGACCCAAUACAUCUGAUAGUGAUGAAGCAGAGGCAACUGCAGAAAGAAGACCAAAAAGAACCAGGAAAAGACAAAGAAAGGAAUGGAAACGAGAAGAAAGGAAGAGGAAACGAAAUUGUGGGAAAUCUUACGUCACCAGGAAGGGUAAAAUCAUUGCAGAGAAACGAUUUAGCAAUCUCGAUUGUAAAUGCAGAAAACAUUGCUUUGAUAAAAUAACAGAGCAGGAUCGAAAGAAAAUAUUUGAGUCAUUUUGGAAAAUAGGGACACGCUCUGCUCAAAACGCAUUCAUUUGUGGUCUGGUAAAACAAGUAGUGCCAGAACGUCAUCGACCUACCACCGGUAAUAAGAAUAGAAGAAGUUCUUCAAAUAAGUUUUAUUUGACUGUUGAUGGAACAAGCAAACAGGUUUGUAAGAAGUAUUUUUUAGAAACCCUUAAAAUAUCUGAUGGGAGAAUGACGAGAGCCUUACUGAAGUUGAAAAUUGGCGAGCCUCCAGGAGAUAAUAAACGGGGUAAGAAGGUGCCUGCAAACAAAACCCCAAAUGAUAAAAUUGCACAAGUACACAAGAGAGGCCAAAAGGUGCCCUCAAAAAUCUACAUGACAGAUCUGCUGCCAUACAUCCCUCCAAUACACCACACUUAUUUCCAGAGGCUUGUCACUAGCGAGAAUGCUGAAGAUGUUGGCCCACUUCAGGAAGAAGAUGAAGAAAAUGACAAUGAGUAA
Macrosteles quadrilineatus (aster leafhopper) is the source of this 894-nucleotide messenger RNA. RefSeq lists its product as uncharacterized. The transcript has 4 exons. The record is from RefSeq and is a predicted model, not a curated record. Lineage: Eukaryota; Metazoa; Arthropoda; Insecta; Hemiptera; Cicadellidae. The coding region runs from base 1 to 894 and encodes 297 amino acids.